CAUCGAGUUUUUGUUGCUCGAGGUUUUGUUGAUCGAUCGAAUUGCUGCCGAUUUCUCGCUGAGCCUUCCCAGAAGUUGCUACAACUUUAAAUUAAAGCAUUCAAACAUUCUUUAAAAGAUGUUCCUUACCCGGUCCGAGUACGAUCGAGGCGUAAACACCUUCUCGCCGGAAGGCCGCCUGUUCCAGGUGGAAUAUGCGAUUGAAGCCAUCAAAUUCGGUUCCACUGCCAUCGGAAUAUGUACGCCGGAAGGAGUGGUGAUGGCGGUGGAGAAACGGAUCACCUCAUCGUUGAUGGAACCGUCGAAAGUGGAGAAGAUCGUGGAGGUCGAUCGUCACAUUGGCUGUGCUACGUCCGGGCUUAUGGCCGAUUCGCGAACGCUCCUGGAUCGGGCACGGCUCGAGUGCCAGAAUCAUUGGUUCGUGUACAACGAGCGCAUGUCGGUGGAGUCCUGUGCACAGGCUGUGUCCAACCUGGCGAUUCAGUUUGGCGAUGGUGAUGAAGAUUCGGCCAUGAGCCGACCGUUCGGUGUGGCCAUCCUAUUCGGUGGCAUCGAGAAUGGAGAACCACAGCUCUGGCAUAUGGAUCCCUCGGGGACGUACAUACGGUUCGAUGCGAAAGCCAUUGGUUCCGGCAGUGAAGGAGCACAGCAGAACCUGCAGGACUGCUAUUUGCCCACAAUGACCAUCAAGGAGGCAAUCAACCUGGCCCUCAGCACACUGAAGCAAGUGAUGGAAGAAAAGCUGAACUCGACGAACGUCGAGGUGAUGACGAUGACUCCCGACAAGUUGUUCCGCAUGUUCACCAAGGAAGAGGUCGAGGAGUACAUCAACAGCAUGAGCUAGAUCUAGACCACCAUCGGUGUCAUUUGCUUUAGCGCUUCACAAUCAUCCGUUUAGCGCCAUCCCUUUUUCUUAUUUCAUUUGGCUUUUUAUCUUAUGGAUCGAUAACGGUGUACUGGUUUCAUUGUUUUGCUCGGUCACCGGAACACGCAGGAUUCAUAAUUCAUUGUCACCGUGUGCCGAGCGGGGGAGCGCUCGAUUUGAGAAAAAUGUCGUUCGUGCGACAGCCUGAAGGAUGAAUAAAUCUUGGAUAAGAAGUAAAAAGGA
This is a messenger RNA of Anopheles aquasalis, 1108 nucleotides long. It is a transcript of the gene Prosalpha5, whose product is annotated as proteasome alpha5 subunit. The record is from RefSeq and is a predicted model, not a curated record. Gene Ontology annotation, cellular component: proteasome core complex, alpha-subunit complex; proteasome core complex. Gene Ontology annotation, biological process: proteasome-mediated ubiquitin-dependent protein catabolic process. Lineage: Eukaryota; Metazoa; Arthropoda; Insecta; Diptera; Culicidae.